Messenger RNA from Striga asiatica, 1128 nucleotides. The record is from the annotation of a GenBank genome assembly. NCBI's taxonomy places the organism in Eukaryota, Viridiplantae, Streptophyta, Magnoliopsida, Lamiales, Orobanchaceae.
CGCGACUUUGCCUUUUUCCUCGGACGAUUUUUAUGCUAAUCACGAUUAUUACGUCUUCAGUUAAUGUUAUAGGCCUCGACUACGCGUGCCCUCUCCCUCCUGCAUUCUCCUGCUUUUUUCAUCUCUGCUCAGACUUAUCCGAUUAGGGAUUUCAGUUCUUUAAUCUUCUCCAUUUCGACCUUAUUCGGAUCGGGUCUGAGCACUCAAAUUAAGUUUGAGAAACAGCGUGGUCACUGAUCAGAUUUGCUGCAUCAACCAAGUUUCAUGUCUGAUCUUGAUAUCCAAACUCCUAUUACAUUUGAUCCUUUUGCUGAUGCAAAUGCUGAGAAUUCUGGGGCUGGGUCAAAGGAAUACGUUCAUAUCCGCAUACAGCAACGUAAUGGUCGGAAGAGCCUGACAACUGUGCAAGGUCUCAAGAAAGAGUUCAGCUAUAACAAAAUCUUGAAGGAUCUUAAGAAAGAAUUUUGCUGCAAUGGAACUGUUGUCCAGGAUCCUGAACUAGGCCAGGUUAUUCAACUGCAAGGCGAUCAGCGAAAGAAUGUUUCUACUUUCCUUGUUCAGGCUGGGAUUGUGAAGAAGGAGCAUAUCAAGAUUCAUGGUUUCUGAGGUGUUUCAGCUAAUAUUUAUCAGUGGAUCCAUAAAGCUUGCAUCAGUGUGAACUUACUAUGAUAAUGCGAAGUUAUUUUAUAUAAAGUUAAUUGUGCGCCUUAAGAUCAUCUGAAACUUGUAAUAUGUCUUGGUUUCAUUUCCAAGCAUCAUGUGGGAUGUUGAAUGGAUAAUUGGAUAUUAAUAGUUAAUGGAUAUAAAUAAUCACGACAUUCUCUAUUUGUGUGCCGUAUAUCAACCUUUUGGCGUGCUCAUUUUCCAUGUUAAGCUCCUAGAGAUGUGGAUGGAUUACGGGGAAGCUGCAACAUCUAGUUUUAGGUGUAGUGAAUGUCGGUACUACAAACGUCACUGGUUUAUUUAUCUGUCAUUACCUCUCUAAAUAAAUUUCAGUGUCCGUAGUAUGUUAAUACUGCACUGUAAGAAAUAUCAUCCUGUAAUGUCUGUCAAAUUUAAAAACUGUAAUUGGAUUGCUGCAAUUUUGUCAUAGGUGUCAGUUUUUCAAUUUGGCCAGUUGCUCUAAAG